Molecule: messenger RNA, 2324 nt
Organism: Ostrea edulis (European flat oyster)
Lineage: Eukaryota; Metazoa; Mollusca; Bivalvia; Ostreida; Ostreidae
Product: cell death abnormality protein 1-like
Exons: 4
Coding region: 5-397 (130 amino acids)
Source: RefSeq, a predicted model, not a curated record
CAGUAUGAUUUUUCGUAAAUGUGUUGUCUCAUAUUUUAUCGUUUUUUCUGUGUGUAUACAAGGAACCUACAUCUGCAAUCAAACGGGACCGGCGGACCGGUGCUGUGAACAUUACAGAUGGAACGAAACAACAGGAGAAUGCACUCCCUGCCCUCAAGGGUACACGGGGAGGACAUGCGAUGCAAAAUGUCCUUAUCCAACAUACGGAGUUGCUUGUCAGAGUGUCUGCGCCUGCCAGAGAAUGUUAUGUAACGUUGUGACAGGAUGCCCUGUUACUGCCGGUACAACGAUGGAAACGCAGACCAUAUACAAGCGAUUGUCGACGGUGGACUACAAGAGGGACAUCCGCAAUACAGUUAUGGCUGGGAAUGAAGUCGGUAUGAAAGUGAUAUCAUAAUGAAUUGUUACGUCAUGACAUUUGUCCCAUCUUGAUGAAUUCAUGUCUAGAUAUGCAUAUGAAAACUUUAUUUUUAGAAUCGUACAAAAUAUAAAAAAAAUUGCCUUUCUUCUACGCUUAGAAAAAUCACAUUCCAGUGAUUUGAAUACACGUGUUAUAGCAUUAUGAUUAAAAAUAACCCGACGAAGUUUGGCGUUUGGUUCGGAUCCGCGUAUAACGCAAGGGAGAUGGUAAAGAUGUCAGCUGUGAGACUUUACUCUCGGACAAAUCAGGGUAAAUACUUGAAGUUAAAAUUAUUUAUGUUUAAAUACAAGAAACCAAAGUUGUCAACAAGCAAUGUAGACAACACUUAAAGCGUUUUAUAUGUUAUCACAACACUUCAGUGGUGGAAUGUAGAUAUUUUAUGCGUAGCUUUAUGUUGCUUGUAUACAUUCUGCACAUGUACCCGACGAAUAAUAUUACGUGAUAAAACACAAGACGUAAUAACAGUUAGUUUUCCAAUUUAUUAUAACACGAUUUAGAAGAGUGCAUACAAUCAUCUAGUAAGUAAAAUAUUGUACAAAUGCAAAUAAGGAUGGAUUGAUAUCGAUGGUCUAAAUUUACAGCCAUAGUUAGCUUUAUCAAGUGGUUUACUAGAAAAAUAAACAUGGGAUAUUUUCUGUGCUAUUAAUCUAACAUCGUAUUAAUCAUGAUUUGAAUUAAUGGGGGAAAAGUUAAUGACACUGAGUACAUGCUGCAUGCCGACAUAUUUGAUGUGUUUAAGACAUUUUCAAUUCAUGCAAUGUCUGCAGCAUAGGUAUUCAUAUAAUUAAUAUUUCAUAAAUGCCGGUGAACUCAAAACAAAGGCAACCACAGUCUUCCACAUCUACUCCGUACUUGCAUAUUGUAUUGAACAUAGAUGUUAACGGCAAAACUCAAAUUUAUGUCAAACGAGAUGACUUUAGCUUCUCCAUCAUCAACUUCCUAUAUUUAUGUACCAGAAUUCCAUUAUCACCUGCAUAUUGGGGUUUUGUUUCUUAACAGAUUCGAUACGCAAGAGCUUGUGCAGAGUAUGAUCAGUUUUUGAAUUGAUACAGGCUACUGACAAAAAAAAGUUGAUGUUACAAGGGUUUCAACAGGCUCGUUUAAAGCCAACAUUUCACUAAUUCUAUGGUUGUUAUAACAAUCUAAUUUGCUGAUAAAACCUAUCAUUGGGUCAAAUGUUGUCGGAUGUGCCCGAUACCAAUUCUUAGGACGUUCUUUACACACUGAUUAUGACUAAGGAUUACUCCGUUUCUUUGGUUAAGAUAUGGUGCUAACUGCGGGUGUGACCGGUCGACAUAUGACGCUUAUUCCUCCUCGGCACCUGAUCCCACUUCUGUAAUACCCAGGAGUCCGUGUUUGUCCAACUCUUGAAUUUGUAUUCCUUGUAGGAACUAUUGGUUUGUUUACUUUUCAUGAGACCAUGUCAUUUGCAAAUGUGCAUGGUAUGUCAAGAAUAUGAGUUUUCUGCAUCUCUAGAACAACUACACAUGUAUAACAAGGUAAUUUCUAUAAACUAUAACUAAUCGAAUCAGGUACUGGGUACACUAUUUAUAUGGGUGUAAUUUACACCUAGUUAAAUGAUAUUCGUCAAGAUAGUGAAUGAUAUAAAAUUUGUUGCGAUAUUGUUGCAUGGUAUGAAAUGUGAAUGCUUUUAUGUUAUACACAUGCUAGCUUGAACACUUAGACGUACAAUAUUUUUUGUUUUGAUAUUUUCGAUUGAGAAUUUUCUUUUUACAUCUAGUAGACCAAGCUGAAAAACAUAUUGAUCUCCGUGGAUAGUAUUUUCCUCCAUCAGCGGCUUUCUACACCGUACAUGAUAGUCAAACCAGGAUAUCCACUGAUUUCACUUAAUAUGACAUGGCUUGUCAUCUUCAUUUGUACUUAUAAAUAAAAGGAAAUUCUA